UAUAAAGUCUUUGCAUUCAUGAUUGAAGCCUCACUUCCAGCUGAUCUCAUUCCUCACCCAGUACCUUCAAAUCUUCGAGAUGUUCCCUUCCAAGACUCUCCUUUCUACUGUUCUCAUUGCGCUGUCCGUUGUGGACGCGUCCCCCCUGCGCCGUGAAUCUUCGUCAACCCUCGGCUUCACCGCUAGAGUGAACGCUAGGGCUGAUACUCUCAAUAUCGCUGCCGCUGACAGGGCUCGUGCUCAGGCGAUGCAGCAAUCUGGUCACAAGCGCGCUGGCAGCUCCUCGUUCAGCAUCACUAAUGCUGCCACUGUUUACACUGCCCAAGUUGGUGUCGGCAGCCCUGCAAAUCAGUACACGCUCCUUAUUGAUACGGGCAGCUCCAACACCUGGGUGGGUGCAAAUACCCCAUACAAAACCACCAGCACUAGUGUAGAUACUGGCAACUCUGUUUCCGUCAAUUAUGGUUCCGGCAGCUUUUCAGGAGAGGAGUACUUGGACACAGUUACUCUCAGUUCUGGUUUGGUUAUUACCGGACAAUCUAUCGGUGCCGCAACGACUUCAACAGGCUUCACUAACUUCGAUGGAAUUCUUGGUGUCGGACCGACUGACCUGACGCAGGGCACCGUUUCCAAUGUUGAUUCAGUCCCCACUGUCACCGACAAUCUUUACAGCAAGGGUACCAUUGGCACUGAAGCACUCGGAGUCUACUUUGCUCCUGGUGGCAGCACUGGCGAGCUCACCUUUGGUGGCUCCGACAGCUCAAAGACGACGAGCUCAGUAAAUUACGUCCCUCUCACAACCACAUCGCCUGCUAGCAGUUACUGGGGCAUCGAUCAAUCGAUCACCUACGGUAGCUCCACCAUUUUGUCCGCGACUGCUGGUAUUGUCGACACUGGCACCACCCUCAUUCUCAUCGCCACUGAUGCAUUCCAAAAGUACCAAUCUGCUACUGGUGCUACGGUGGAUAACAACACCGGCCUCUUGAUGAUCACCUCUGCGCAGUAUGCCAACCUGCAAACCCUGAACUUCAACAUCGGUGGUGUCAACUAUGGCCUCACCGCCAAUGGCCAAAUCUGGCCCCGUUCCCUUAACACCGACAUCGGUGGUAGCAGCGAUAGCAUCUACCUUGUCAUUAAUGAUAUAGGUACCAACUCUGGUAGUGGUCUCGACUUCAUCAACGGUUACUCAUUCCUUCAACGCUUCUACUCUGUCUUCGACACCACUAACCACCGUGUCGGCUUCGCAACCACUUCGUCUACCUCUGCGACCUCCAACUAGAACAAUCAUUUAUUAAUCUGACACUCAUACAGCGAAUAUUUAUAUAUAAGAGCCAUAUUCUCGGAAUUCGAUGGAAACGUUCGUUGUUUGGGAUGAUAGGGUGUUACUUAUAGGGUCUGUUUAGAACAGCGCGUCAUUCUUUGAAAUAUGUCACAAAAUCA
Messenger RNA from Suillus plorans, 1440 nucleotides. RefSeq names its product acid protease. NCBI's taxonomy places the organism in Eukaryota, Fungi, Basidiomycota, Agaricomycetes, Boletales, Suillaceae. Gene Ontology annotation, molecular function: aspartic-type endopeptidase activity. The transcript is spliced from 5 exons. Bases 80 to 1279 code for a protein of 399 amino acids. The record is from RefSeq and is a predicted model, not a curated record. Gene Ontology annotation, biological process: proteolysis.